Messenger RNA from Funneliformis geosporum, 147 nucleotides. The record is from the annotation of a GenBank genome assembly. Lineage: Eukaryota; Fungi; Glomeromycota; Glomeromycetes; Glomerales; Glomeraceae.
AGGUCGUAAUUUAGAAUUAGCCGAGAAAGUUUUUGAUUUAGGUCAAGAGUUAGAAGAGUUAGAACAAAAUAAUAUAUAUGUCAGAUACAGAAAAAGGUUUUUACGAAGGUUGUGGCUACGAAGAAGAACUCUACAAAAGAGUAGAUG